AUGUUCUCCGUCGUUUACCUUUACUACAAAUUUCUUGCGUUCUUGAUUAGGCGAUUCAUCGCCCCCGAGAAAAAUACGCAAGCUACGCCCGAUGACGUCUAUCAGAUUCCGUCACGCGAUUCAGGACGGACUAUCAAAGCGCACGUCUACCGAAAUGCAACCGCAUCCACAGGGCCGACCCCCGUGUUGAUCAACUUCCACGGCAGUGGGUUCAUGCUCCCUCGUCACGGAGCCGACGAUGCAUUCUGUCGCCAGAUGAGCCACGAAACCGACCGGACAGUCCUCGAUGUCCAAUACCGCCUAGCACCCGAGAAUCCCUUCCCCGCAGCUCUCAACGAUGCCGAGGAUGUGGCCAAGUGGGUUCUGGGACAGCCCGAGAAAUUCGAUCUUAGCCGUGUCUCUUUGUCGGGGUUCAGUGCGGGUGGUAAUCUCUCCCUGGCUGCUGCAGCCAACCUGUUUCCGCCAGACACCUUCCACUCCGUUCUGGCGGUCUAUCCCGUGGUGGACCUGCAUACGAAUCCGGCGUUGAAGACCGCACCGGAUACUUCAGGCAGAGCGAUCCCCGCUGUAAUCUCGAAGAUCUUUGACAGGUGUUACACGCAUGCUGCAUAUGAUACCCGUGACCCGAGAAUCUCGCCGCUCUAUGCUAGUGCCGACCGAUUCCCUGCGCGGGUGAUGAUUGUCAGUGCGGCCUGCGACAACUUGGCGCCUGAGGCGGAGGCGCUGGCGGAGAAGAUUGCCAAGGAACCGGGGAAGGAGGUGGUGCGGCAGCGGAUGCAGAGCUGCAAUCACGGCUGGGAUAAAUCUGCUCGCCCGGGAACGGUGCAGGCUGAUGCAAGAGAGAAGACAUAUGCCAUGGCGGCAGCCAUGUUGUCGAGGUAG
Messenger RNA from Aspergillus luchuensis, 882 nucleotides. RefSeq names its product putative esterase/lipase. The coding region runs from base 1 to 882 and encodes 293 amino acids. NCBI's taxonomy places the organism in Eukaryota, Fungi, Ascomycota, Eurotiomycetes, Eurotiales, Aspergillaceae. Gene Ontology annotation, molecular function: hydrolase activity. The transcript has a single exon. The record is from RefSeq and is a predicted model, not a curated record.